Molecule: messenger RNA, 879 nt
Organism: Racocetra persica
Lineage: Eukaryota; Fungi; Glomeromycota; Glomeromycetes; Diversisporales; Gigasporaceae
Source: the annotation of a GenBank genome assembly
GUCUGAUAUUGAAAUACUUGAAAAAAUCGGAACCGGUGCUAUGGGAGAAAUACAUAGAGCUAAAUUUCGGGAUGGAGAAGCAGCAGUAAAACAAUGCAAGCUUACAAAAUCACUUAAAUUGUUUGGAGUCAUAGAUGAAAAUUAUCAACUUGUUCUUAAAUAUGCACCAAAUGGUGAUCUGUCUCAAUAUCUUAAAGUAAAUAAAGUCGAUUGGGUAUCCAAAGCUAAAAUAUGUCACGGGAUAGCUCGUGGUGUGAUGCAUUGCCAUAAAAAUGAUGUAUAUCAUUUCGAUCUUAAACCCGAAAAUAUUCUUUUAGAUAAAGAUUUUAUACCAAAAUUGGCAGACUUUGGACUUUCAAAUUCUAAGAGUCGUUUUGAACUGAGUGGCGGAAAAGCUGGUGGAACUUUAAAUUGGGUAGCUCCUGAACGUAUUAGUUCUGAUGCUAAAAUGUGUGAAUUUUUUGAAAAACACCCUAAGCUUUCAGAUGUAUAUUCUUUUGGAUUGAUUUUAUGGUCAGUCGCUAUGGAUGGCGAGAUGCCUUAUAAAGAAUUAAGUGAUGAUAAAAUAAAACAACAAAAGUGCGACAAAAAAACAAUGAGUCGUCUGUUGAAAAAUUUACCAGAAGGAAUUCCAAAUCGUUAUACACAACUAAUUUCCGAUUUAACAAAGUACGAGCCUAAAGAGCGUUGUCAACUACCUUCUGCAUUAUUAGAGCUGGAGCAUGUAUUCAAAUACUAUAAUGCUAUUGAAGACAAUGACAAGGCCAAAUUACAGGUUAUAAAUUACAGCUCAAGUACAAUCAGUCAAUCUUCUGGAAAUGCUAAUUUUUCGCACGACUCUAAAUAUGGACAUCAUGCUGAACCUAUUGAAGAUUUUCC